CGCCCUCUUUCAUUCUUCUGCAUUUGGCAUUCGGCGUUGAAGGUCGUGUAAAAAGACCUUAGGUUAUAGUUAUUACUUAUUGUUACUUAUAAGUCUAUAUUUAGUAAUAAUGGCAAAUAACGAUAAUUUUGCACAAGAUGUUACUGAUAAUCAAGUGAAUGGUAAUGGGGAGAAUGGUGGUGGUGAUGGCCAAGAACAUAAUAGUGCGGACGCCCCGGGACGCGAUGACGACAGAAAACUUUUUGUUGGAGGCCUGAGCUGGGAAACCACAGAUAAGGAAUUGCGUGAUCACUUUAGUGCCUAUGGUGAAAUUGAAAGCAUCAAUGUCAAGACAGACCCCAACACAGGCAGAUCACGGGGAUUCGCCUUCAUCGUGUUCAAGGCACCAGAUUCCAUAGACAAGGUCAUGGCUGCCGGAGACCACACCAUCAACAACAAGAAAGUUGACCCCAAAAAAGCAAAAGCCAGACAUGGGAAAAUAUUUGUAGGAGGCUUAAGCAGUGAAAUCUCAGAUGAUGAAAUCAAAAAUUUCUUCAACAAUUUUGGAACAGUCAUAGACAUUGAGAUGCCUUUUGAUAAGACCAAGAAUCAAAGAAAAGGUUUCUGUUUCAUCACCUUUGAAUCUGAGCAGGUUGUCAAUGAACUGCUGAAAACACCCAAGCAGACUAUUGGUGGCAAGGAGGUCGAUGUUAAGAGGGCGACACCAAAGCCAGACGGCCCCGGAGGAAUGGGUAGCCGGGGAGGCGGUCGCGGGGGUCGGGGCGCGAGGGGCGGUCGCGGGGGCCGUGGGGGUUACGGCGGCCAAGGCGCGUGGGGCAACCAGGGCUACGGCGGCUACGGCUACGGCCAGGGCGGAUACGGCGGCGGGUACGACGGAUACGGCUACGGCGGAUACGGAUACGACGGCUACGGAGGAUACGGCGGAUACGAUUACUCCGGCUAUCCCAAUUACGACUACGGCGGGUACGGAGGGUACGAGGGCGGCUACGGCGCACGCGCGGCUCCUCGCGGGAAAGUCUCUGAUGUUGCAGCUGGCUACCAGGGUGGCAAGCAGCGCGGCGGCACCGGCGGCGGCGGUCGCGCCAACCAGAGGCACCAGCCCUAUUAACUACAAAACAGUACCUGCCGAAAGUCAUCUCAGUCCAAUAGUUAAGUGAUCGGUCAUGCGCGUCCCCCGCGCCCGCGCCCCGCGAGCGCCGCGCCGGGGACGUGACAUUCCAUUCCACAUAAUUAAUUUAAGAAAUCUUUUUAAGAAAAAUUUUUUAAGGAUAAAAUAAAUAGUACGUCAUAUGUGACGUGGCCCGCAGCCGGAGCGGUCUUUCAUAAUAUUAAAAUAAUAUAGUAAUGAUUUAUAGAUAACUUGAGUAUUAUUGCUGAUUAGAAUCAAUUUUGACAUUCUUAGUAUCAAAAUCUUACCUUUUUGAACUGAUUGUUAGAAGUAAUAAUUAUACAGAGCUUAACGUUAGAAUAAAAUAGUGGUGUCCGUGUCCCCGCCAGAGUGUGCGUCCGUGCGUGAAUGCGUUGAGUGUGUGCGUGCCCCUACAUUCUGCGUUGAUUGUUCUGGAUCUCAUUGCAGAAAAUGUUGUAGAUUUGUAAUUUUUAAUUUUGGUAAUCAUGCAAGGAAAUCAAGAAUCAUGUAUUUUUUACAAACUAGUUGUUUCUUCCACUGUGUAGGGAUGAAAUUAGAGAAUAAGUACUCGGACAUGAACAAACUUCUGAAGAUAUACGAGUUAUGUAUGUCGAAAUAAACAAAUAUGUAAAUAAAA
Molecule: messenger RNA, 1766 nt
Organism: Bicyclus anynana (squinting bush brown)
Lineage: Eukaryota; Metazoa; Arthropoda; Insecta; Lepidoptera; Nymphalidae
Gene: sqd
Product: RNA-binding protein squid
Exons: 8
Coding region: 110-1108 (332 amino acids)
Biological process (GO): regulation of gene expression
Cellular component (GO): nucleoplasm
Molecular function (GO): RNA binding
Source: RefSeq, a predicted model, not a curated record